Molecule: messenger RNA, 594 nt
Organism: Microthlaspi erraticum
Lineage: Eukaryota; Viridiplantae; Streptophyta; Magnoliopsida; Brassicales; Brassicaceae
Source: the annotation of a GenBank genome assembly
AUGGAAGCAGAGAAAUUAGAGCCAGAUGUUGUCAUCUACAACACAGUCAUUGAUGGUCUCUGCAAAUACAGGCAUCCGGAUGAUGCACUCGACCUAUUCAAUGAAAUGGAGAACAAAGAGGGGAAGCUUUUGGAAGCUGAAAAAUUGUACGAGGAGAUGAUCAAAAGGUCUAUAGCUCCUGAUAUUGUCACUUACAAUUCACUGAUCAAUGGGUUUUGCAUGCAGAGUCGCCUAGACGAGGCCAAGCAGAUGUUUGAGAUGGUUAGCAAAGGUUGUCUCCCAGACGUAGUGACAUAUAAUACUCUGAUAAAUGGAUUUUGCAAGUCUAAGAGGGUAGAGAUGGCAUGGAACUCUUUCGUGAGAUGUCUCAAAGAGGAUUGGUUGGAGACACAGUCACUUACACACUCUUAUCCAAGGUUUUUCCAAGCUGGAGAUUGUGAGAGUGCCCAACAAGUUUUCAAACAGAUGGUUUCUGCUGAUGUGCCUCCUGAUAUUUGGACAUACAACAUUUUGUUAGAUGGGCUUUGUAAAAACGGGAAGCUAGAGAAGCAUUGGUCAUAUUCCAGGAUAUGCAAAAGAGUGAAUGGAACUUAA